Messenger RNA from Hemiscyllium ocellatum (epaulette shark), 4346 nucleotides. RefSeq names its product solute carrier family 9 member A1a (gene slc9a1a). Gene Ontology annotation, cellular component: membrane. The record is from RefSeq and is a predicted model, not a curated record. NCBI's taxonomy places the organism in Eukaryota, Metazoa, Chordata, Chondrichthyes, Orectolobiformes, Hemiscylliidae. Gene Ontology annotation, biological process: proton transmembrane transport; sodium ion transport; regulation of pH. The transcript has 12 exons. The coding region runs from base 33 to 2294 and encodes 753 amino acids. Gene Ontology annotation, molecular function: sodium:proton antiporter activity.
GGCUCUGCUCCCUCGGGUCAGUCGCCGUUGGGAUGCUGCCGAUGGCGGCUGUCGCUCAGGUGCGGAUGUGUUCCCGGAUUUCCCUCGUGUGUCUGCUGCUCGGCUCCUGGGCUCUGUUGAGCCUGUGUUCAGGAGCACCUGCUUCGGGUUCGGAAAGUGAGGCGAAUAAGUCCGAGAGCUCGAGAAGUGUUUCCCGCAACAAGAGCGUCAAGGCCUUCCCAGUGGUGACUGUCGACUUCGCUCAUGUCAGGUCCCCGUUCGUUGUGGCGCUCUGGAUCCUGUUGGCCUCCGUCCUCAAACUAGGUUUUCACUUCCUCCCAAAGGUUUCAUCGAUAGUACCAGAGAGCUGCGUGCUGGUGUGUGUGGGUCUGAUAGUGGGUGGUCUCCUGAAGGCCGUUGGAGAAACCCCACCCAUUUUGAAAGCGGAUGUAUUCUUUUUUUAUCUCCUUCCACCCAUCAUUCUGGAUGCCGGCUAUUUCUUACCCACCCGACCUUUCAGUGAGAACCUGGGAACUAUCCUAAGCUUUGCCGUGCUUGGGACUCUAUGGAAUGCUGCCUUUGUUGGGUUACUACUGUUCGCGGUGUGCCAGAUCCAGGGCUCUGGACUGCAACACAUCACCUUACUGCCUAAUCUACUGUUUGGCAGCAUCAUCUCUGCUGUGGAUCCUGUGGCUGUGCUAGCUGUAUUUGAAGAGAUUCACAUCAAUGAAUUGUUGCACAUCCUGGUAUUCGGAGAGUCUCUGCUCAAUGAUGCAGUUACUGUGGUGCUCUAUCACCUCCUUGAGGAAUAUGCCAGUGAUCCAGAAAUUGGCGCCAAGGAGAUUAUCCUAGGAAUCCUGUCCUUCUUCGUGGUGGCUCUCGGAGGCAUCUUUGUUGGAAUUUUCUAUGGGCUUAUCGCUGCCUUCACCUCUCGUUUUACAUCACGUAUACGUGUUAUCGAGCCUCUCUUCGUUUUCCUCUACAGCUACAUGGCGUAUUUAUGUUCGGAGAUCUUCCAUCUGUCAGGAAUCAUGGCGCUCAUUUCCUGUGGAGUGAUCAUGCGUCCUUAUGUGGAGGCAAACAUCUCUCAUAAGUCUCAUACCACUAUUAAGUAUUUCCUAAAGAUGUGGAGCAGCGUGAGUGAAACACUCAUCUUUAUCUUCUUGGGUGUUUCAACGCUUGCUGGUCAGCAUCAGUGGGAUUGGAUCUUCAUAAGCUGCACAGUGAUGUUCUGCUUGAUUGGUCGAGUCCUAGGUGUCCUGGGUCUCACUUUAAUACUUAACAGAUUUCGCAUUGUGAAACUCACCCCCAAGGACCAGUUUAUAAUUUCUUAUGGGGGACUGCGAGGAGCAAUCGCCUUCUCACUUGGAUAUCUGCUGCGUGACUCUUUCCCUCGAACUUUGUUCCUCACUGCCAUUAUCACAGUUAUAUUCUUCACUGUCUUUGUUCAGGGAAUGACUAUUCGACCAUUGGUGGAAUUGCUCGCUGUGAAGAAGAAGCAAGAUUCCAAACGUUCCAUCAACGAGGAAAUCCACACACAGUUCCUGGAUCAUUUACUGACUGGUAUCGAAGAUGUAUGUGGACACUAUGGACAUCAUCACUGGAAAGACAAGCUGAACCGGUUUAAUAAAAAAUACAUUAAGAAAUGUUUAAUUAGUGGGGAAAGAUCGAAAGAGCCUCAGCUCAUUGCAUUUUACCACAAAAUGGAAAUGAAAAAUGCGAUCGAGAUGGUUGUAAGCGGUGGCCUACCCAAGCUUCCAUCAUCAGUGUCUAUACAGCAUGUCCAGAGGAAGGAUACACUUACGGAACGCCUACUGCCUACGCUUACAAAAGAGAGAGAAGAGGAAGUCCGAAAAAUACUUCGUGAGAAUCUCCAGAAAACAAGACAACGGCUUCGAUCCUACAAUAGACAUACACUGAUUGCCGAUCCAUAUGAGGACCAGUGGAAUCAAAUAUUACUAAAACGGCAAAGGUUGCGCAGUUUGGAUCCACGGGGUUCUACUUACCUGACUGUUCCAACUGGUGGCCGUGGCUCCCCACCUGAGCAAAAACCAGCUGAGUCAGAUGCCACAUACUUCGAGCCCAGGGAUCCUACAAGUGACCUGCCUUCCAUCACCAUUGACCUGGCUUCUCCAUUCUCCAGUGAAUCUGUUGAGAUUCAGAACAAGGGUGCAGUACCUGGAGAGGACAAAGGAAUUGUAUUCUCUGCAAAAAAUCCUCCUAAUGAUGAAAAUGGUUCACCCAAUCAGCGUAUGCAACGCUUUGUGAGUGACCCUGGACCAGAUAACAAGCCUAAUGACCAUUUCCAAUCAUAAAGUCACAUGAGAUAGAGGAAGCUGCAAAUUUUCAGCUUCUGCCAACAUCAUUCAUGGCCCCGAACUCUGUCCACAACCUGUUUCUCGAAGUGUGUUUCUGGGGAUAAGACCACUUUCCCCUUGAUUCUUGCUGUUGGGGUCUGAUGUCUCACAGAAUAGUAUUAGUACUGAGCUACAGUGAGGUACACAGAGGAAAAACCAAUUACAGUGAGACAUCUGAAAUUUUGUUGAUAUUAAGAUUUUUAAAAAUUUCAUUCGCAAAAGCACAAUAGAUAUUAGCACUGCUGUGUGUCGUGGCUCCACUGCCUGGGCGACACUGAUGACAGUAUCUCUGUCUGGGAUCUAGUGUUUGCGAAGUACUGGGUCCAGAUGUAGUUACCUGUUUUAUAUAUAAUGCCAUCAGGUCCUGCAGCUUGAGAGAAUACAAAACUACAGCACUUGGAGAAACAGGCUCUGAUUAAGAAGUUAGGGGCAGCUUAUUCAUUCAAUACUUGACUCAAAACCAAAGAUGAACUUUAUUUUUCUAGCUGUUAUCAGGGGCUAUUUUACAUCAGGUUGUAAUUAAGUGACUCAGUUUGUGUUAUAUUUCCAAACGUAAUCAAAAGAAAAUCAUUGCUGUAUGUUCAGAGACCCUGUACAAUACAAAAACUGUCUAACUGAUGACAGCAUUUCAAACUUGCAGACUGCACUAAAAUUCAGAAUAGCAAUGCGGACUUAGCACAGCGGCUCCCCCAGCAAAAAGCCAUUCCAGCUGAGCCUCAGGUCAGCCAGCUCUCCCUGGCAAGCCCCAGACCAAACACCGCUCCCAGCCAAACUGUGGAGCCAUAAUUUCAAAUAUUGAAAUUAAAGAGGCACAGAGAAGAGAUGGAGAGCUGCUGGGCUUUGUGGUGGUGAGCAAGAAACAAGACUGUGUUGUGAAUGGGGGACGAUGGUGCUGAGUCAGUAACUGAGAAAGGGGCUUAUAUUUUGUAAAUUAUACUAAAUGAGCUUGAAACACAGCAGCACUAACACCAGUACAUUGCACUUGUACAUGGUUUGAGGGUGGGACUCAUUUAACCUCAGUGUAUGAACUUUUUGUUACCUUGCUUUACUGCUGUUAACCUGGAACAGGCUAUCAGUGGAAACCGGCAGCUAGUCAGAGGAGCAAGGUCACAAAGAUAAUGGGUGUGUGCUGGUAUUGUCAAACAAUUUGAUAUUUUAACUAAUUGCCUUUAAGAAAAUUAACUAAAUAAUUCAUUUUUGCACUUUGUUUCAAAUAACUUGCUUACGUAAAGCACAGCACUCUAAAGAAAACCUGAUUGAAUGUCUUUACGUGCUUCAUGCUGUUUGGAGUAUGUUGUGAGUUGCUGCAAAGCUGAGAUAUUAAUAUUUUUAUGUUUUGCAGAUUAUUUAAUAUAUGUUGGAAAGGGUUAGGGGUAUUUGAUUUGUUCUCUUUAUUACAGUGUCCAUGAGUAUCGACAUUGCACUGCUCCCACAUCACACCUGAGAAUGCAGCUGAACUCCAGGGUAUGCUCAGUUUGUUCAUGACGAAUGUAGGCGGUUAGCAGAACAUUAUGCCAUAAUUCAAUGCCAUAUGCCACUAUGCCAUAGUUCAAUUCCUCCUAAUUUGGAUCAAGCUCUAAAUGAAGAGGCAGGGCAGAGUGAAAUCAUAGUUGCUGCAACAACCUAUUGAUCUUGAAUGAAUUGUGGGCUGAAAGGUUAGGAGCCUAUCAGCUGCAUCCCACCAGCUGCCUUCUCAAAUGUGAUUCAACAACUUCAGCCAACUAAAGAUAAUCAAAUAUCAGUGACAUGCUGAAAUGUAAUCAUCUGGAAAAAGUGUCCUUUUGUUCAUCCACUUGUUUGCAGUAUUUCUCUUUAUCUCUCUCUCUUCUCCCCCACCCCCUCUGUUCUCCUCUUUCUCUCUCUCUCUGUCCUCCUCUCCCUCCCUCUCUCUCUCUCUCGAGUAUCUCACAUUCCUGACUCAUUCAGUACAGAUGGCACUCUUUACCAAGCCAUUGGUUUCCUUAUUUUUAAUAACGUGUACAUAACUGAGAUACUACCGAGUAUUAAUAA